This is a messenger RNA of Hyla sarda, 945 nucleotides long. RefSeq names its product sex-determining region Y protein-like. The record is from RefSeq and is a predicted model, not a curated record. The transcript has a single exon. NCBI's taxonomy places the organism in Eukaryota, Metazoa, Chordata, Amphibia, Anura, Hylidae. The coding region runs from base 1 to 945 and encodes 314 amino acids.
AUGAUAAGGAUAGAUCCUUACCACGAUCAUGAUAUGAUGAGGAUAGAUCCUUACCACGAUCAUGAUAUGAUGAGAAUAGAUCCUUACCACGAUCAUGAUAUGAUGAGGAUAGAUCCUUACCACGAUCAUGAUAUGAUGAGGAUAGAUCCUUACCACGAUCAUGAUAUGAUGAGGAUAGAUCCUUACCACGAUCAUGAUAUGAUGAGGAUAGAUCCUUACCACGAUCAUGAUAUGAUGAGGAUAGAUCCUUACCACGAUCAUGAUAUGAUGAGGAUAGAUCCUUACCACGAUCAUGAUAUGAUGAGGAUAGAUCCUUACCACGAUCAUGAUAUGAUGAGGAUAGAUCCUUACCACGAUCAUGAUAUGAUGAGGAUAGAUCCUUACCACGAUCAUGAUAUGAUGAGGAUAGAUCCUUACCACGAUCAUGAUAUGAUGAGGAUAGAUCCUUACCACGAUCAUGAUAUGAUGAGGAUAGAUCCUUACCACGAUCAUGAUAUGAUGAGGAUAGAUCCUUACCACGAUCAUGAUAUGAUGAGGAUAGAUCCUUACCACGAUCAUGAUAUGAUGAGGAUAGAUCCUUACCACGAUCAUGAUAUGAUGAGGAUAGAUCCUUACCACGAUCAUGAUAUGAUGAGGAUAGAUCCUUACCACGAUCAUGAUAUGAUGAGGAUAGAUCCUUACCACGAUCAUGAUAUGAUGAGGAUAGAUCCUUACCACGAUCAUGAUAUGAUGAGGAUAGAUCCUUACCACGAUCAUGAUAUGAUGAGGAUAGAUCCUUACCACGAUCAUGAUAUGAUGAGGAUAGAUCCUUACCACGAUCAUGAUAUGAUGAGGAUAGAUCUUUACCACGAUCAUGAUAUGAUGAAGAUAGAUCCUUACCACCAGCCUGGAAUGAUGUGGAUAGGUCAUCAUCCUGAAAUGAGGAGAUUGACACCCCAACACUAG